Molecule: messenger RNA, 792 nt
Organism: Hyaloscypha bicolor E
Lineage: Eukaryota; Fungi; Ascomycota; Leotiomycetes; Helotiales; Hyaloscyphaceae
Exons: 2
Coding region: 1-792 (263 amino acids)
Source: RefSeq, a predicted model, not a curated record
AUGGACACUCUCCAGAGCACUCAGGCUCCCCCAACACGGCCGUUCCGCUGCGAUGAAUGCAGCAAGUCCUUCUCGAGGCAGCACGAACUCAACCGCCACCUAAGUGAGGCCAAGGCUCAUCAAUCUGCCCUAAAAUGUCUCUUCCCUGGAUGUGAAAAAGCGUAUCAGAGACACUUGAGAACUAAAGAACACUUUUGGGACGAACAUUCAGACGAACUUGUCUCUUCUUGGGAGCAGCAUACGAACAGGCAGAGGCUGGAAAGUCAAGCUGCUGGGGCACAACCUCUGCCUGGCUUACCAUACCCAUCCGAGUUCUUCAGUACUGGACCCCAGCAUCCAUUGAUGUCUAAUAGCACAAGUCUUCAGCCAAACACGACGUACGCUCCCUGCAACCUACCCUAUCAACAAAUGCAGCCGUCCUACCUGCCACAAGGCCAACAAGGACACUCCGUGAUCUCAAGGUCCCAGAGUGGAAUGUCUGCAACGCCUUCGCCGCCGUCCUUCACGUCACCAACCUUGCCAUACAGCAACAUUAUCUUCAGUCCAAUGGCGCUCCCAUCAGCCUCCCAAUAUCCAAUAUCAACUGGGAUCUUGUCUUCCUAUGAUGUGCGCCCAUCGAUUUACGGCGUGGCAGCGCCCAACUUCGAUCCAGCUGUGGGAAGGGGGAUCAGUGCGCCUGUUGGGGAAGGCACAUACGAGUUCCACAACGAGACUAUGGACGGUGUUGAAGGCUCUGGAAAUGCACAAGGAUCCGGCAAUGGAAACGUCGCGCAGAACUGGGACCGAUGGUAA